AUGGACUCCGUAAAUGUGUUCGAUAUUUACAGCACUCCUGAGGCUGCCGCGACUCCCUCGAGCAAAAAGAAGACAAGCAAGAGGCACCACGGGGAAAGCAGCAAAGUGCCUCAGGCGAAGAAGCCUCGCAAUGCAGGCCCUCCAGAGGAUAGGACCUCUGCCACCACAACUCCAUCCUCUCCCCGCAAGCAGCAGAUUCCUCCUACUAUAGCUGGACCAACUCCACCACCCGCAGCCCCGACCGACCAAACCCAGCAGGGCGAUCUUGCUUCAACUGGGGGCGACAUAACUGGUCGCGCCUUUAAAUUGGUCAAGGAGAGGGUCGCUAAGAUUGUGAAGCACGACCGUUGGCGAGAGGCAAUGGCUGCGACAGCGGCGAUGGAUGUUGACCUAAUCCUGAACCACGCCCUGAACGAGUUCACCAGUGCCAUGCUGACCCUCACUGUCAGCCGUAUCCGCUCGGGUGCUGUCACAGAGCAAGCUAGAACUUUGGAGCAACGACACGAGGAUGAACUUAAAGCUGCCGAGGCAAAAUAUGUUGAACAACUGGCAGUGGUGCUUGAGGAAAAGGCUAAAAUGGCUAAGGAGUUGGAGGAGAAGCAAAGGUCUCUGGAAAAAGCUCGUGAGCAGAGGGACCAAUUUAAGGAGUCUAAUCGCUUCAAUUUUCGCAUGGCCCAACAUCUCGAGGUGGACUUGGUUGCGAGCAGGCAGGAGAACACUACCCUGGAGGGCCGGAUUGAGGAGUUGGAGAAAGCCAACGCCAGCAACCUGGAAAGAAGUCCGUGA
Humulus lupulus (European hop) is the source of this 786-nucleotide messenger RNA. RefSeq lists its product as uncharacterized. The record is from RefSeq and is a predicted model, not a curated record. NCBI's taxonomy places the organism in Eukaryota, Viridiplantae, Streptophyta, Magnoliopsida, Rosales, Cannabaceae. Bases 1 to 786 code for a protein of 261 amino acids. The transcript is spliced from 3 exons.